This is a messenger RNA of Ceratotherium simum simum (southern white rhinoceros), 2253 nucleotides long. It is a transcript of the gene CTBP1, whose product is annotated as C-terminal binding protein 1. The record is from RefSeq and is a predicted model, not a curated record. Gene Ontology annotation, molecular function: transcription coactivator activity; transcription corepressor activity; oxidoreductase activity, acting on the CH-OH group of donors, NAD or NADP as acceptor. Gene Ontology annotation, cellular component: nucleus. Lineage: Eukaryota; Metazoa; Chordata; Mammalia; Perissodactyla; Rhinocerotidae. Gene Ontology annotation, biological process: regulation of transcription by RNA polymerase II.
CCCCCAGUGUCCGCCCCGCUGGGACCCCGACCUCUCGGACCCAUAGCCCCUCCCGGACCCCAGACUCUCAGACCCCCGGCCCCUGACCCCUGACUCCUGGACCCCCGAACCCCCGGAGCUGCGGACCCCAGUCCCUCGGACCCACAGCUCCUCCCAGCCUCUGAUCCUUGACCCUCGGACCCCGGCAUCCCACCCCGCCAGGACUCCGGAAUCCCGGGUCUCGGCCGCCGCACUAGGUCACCUCCCUGUUCCCAGUGUCCCGUUACACACUCCCGGGUACACUGCCGACCUGGCUCUGAGAGAAAGGACAGGAUGCCGUGUCUCCUGGGCACGUCAGACUUUGAUCCCAGCGCAGGCUUCGGCGGUCGCCGUGGAUCAGGAGCCUAAAAGCUUUGGUUCGAGACAAUAAGAGACGUGGGAUGAGGAUCCAGUGACAGGACGCAGUUCUGCCCGGGGAUUCUGAAGAUAAAACGCUGUGAAAGUGGAAUUCAUGGUCGUGCAAGCCGAGCCCCUGUUCAGAGAUGUCAGGCGUCCGACCCCCGAUCAUGAACGGGCCCAUGCACCCCCGGCCCCUGGUGGCGCUGCUCGACGGCCGGGACUGCACGGUGGAGAUGCCCAUCCUGAAGGACGUGGCCACCGUGGCCUUCUGUGAUGCGCAGUCCACACAGGAGAUCCACGAGAAGGUGCUGAACGAGGCGGUGGGCGCGCUCAUGUACCACACCAUCACGCUGACGCGGGAGGACCUGGAGAAGUUCAAGGCACUCCGGAUAAUUGUGCGGAUCGGCAGCGGCUUCGACAACAUCGACAUCAAGUCGGCCGGGGAUUUAGGCAUCGCUGUCUGCAACGUGCCGGCAGCAUCCGUGGAGGAGACUGCCGACUCCACCAUGUGCCACAUCCUGAACCUGUACCGCAGGACCACCUGGUUGCACCAGGCACUGCGGGAGGGCACCCGGGUCCAGAGCGUCGAGCAGAUCCGGGAAGUGGCCUCCGGAGCCGCCAGGAUCCGCGGGGAGACCUUGGGCAUCAUCGGACUGGGUCGCGUGGGGCAGGCGGUGGCGCUACGGGCCAAGGCGUUCGGCUUCAACGUGCUAUUCUACGACCCCUACCUGUCGGACGGCACGGAGCGGGCGCUGGGGCUGCAGCGGGUCAGCACCCUGCAAGACCUGCUGUUCCACAGUGACUGUGUGACCCUGCACUGUGGCCUCAACGAGCACAACCAUCACCUCAUCAACGACUUCACCGUCAAGCAGAUGAGACAAGGGGCCUUCCUGGUGAACACGGCCCGGGGCGGCCUGGUGGACGAGAAGGCCCUGGCCCAGGCGCUGAAGGAGGGGCGGAUACGCGGUGCGGCCCUGGACGUGCACGAGUCGGAGCCCUUCAGCUUCAGCCAGGGCCCCCUGAAGGAUGCGCCCAACCUGAUCUGCACCCCCCAUGCGGCCUGGUACAGCGAGCAGGCGUCCAUCGAGAUGCGUGAGGAGGCGGCCCGUGAGAUCCGGAGAGCCAUCACAGGCCGGAUCCCAGACAGCCUGAAGAACUGCGUCAACAAGGACCACUUGACGGCUGCCACCCACUGGGCCAGCAUGGACCCGGCCGUUGUGCACCCUGAGCUCAAUGGGGCCGCCUACAGCAGGUACCCCCCAGGCGUGGUGGGCGUGGCCCCCAGCGGCAUCCCGGCUGCCGUCGAAGGCAUUGUCCCCAGCGCCAUGUCCCUGUCCCAUGGCCUGCCCCCCGUGUCCCACCCACCCCACGCCCCUUCUCCCGGCCAAACCGUCAAGCCCGAGGCAGAUCGAGACCACGCGAGUGACCAGUUGUAGCCCGGGCAAGUUCUGCAGCCUUGGUCGGUGGGGCUGUGCCCUCGGACAGGCGGGUGCAGAGGUGGCCUGCAGGUGGCCACGCGCUCCAGAGACUGUCCAGGCUCUGGGUGGCCGAGAGGCGGCGCCCAGCCUCCCCGCGUUGACUGUAGUUGUCCCGUCCCGAAGGCCGGCUGCUGCCCUGUGUCCUUUGCGUCCUCGUUAAGCAAGAGAAGUUAGUAGUUAACCCUCUCAUGAAUGUCCGUGUCCGUGACCAGUCUCUAGAACAUCACAAAGGAUUUGUUUGCUUAGCUGUCAGCCGGAGAGCCGAGGGAGGCCCUCAGCAAGUCCGUGUCAGGUUAUUUUUCCUUUUGUAUGUUGGAACGGGCCUGGAAUGAGGCAGUUGGCAAACUUCUCAGGACAAUGAAUCCUUCCUGUUUUUCUUUCUACGCCACACAGUGCA